GUAUUAAUAAUGUAAGUAAUGAUGUCAUUUGGGAGAGCAUAUGAUUAAAGAGAUAAUCAUAACAACAAUAAUGACUACAAUUAAGCGCAUUAUUGUCUCAUUGAAGACCAUUAGACCACACAUUGAUGACUACUGGUUUGCCAUACCAUCGAUGGUCAACACUAUCGGCGAUUUGAAGAAAGUCUUGACCGGAGAAGAGUAUGCAUUGAAUGCCGAAGAAGUGAAUCUGUUUAUGGAUAAUGUUUUAUUAAGAGACAACUCGUUGAUUGAUAUGAUUGAAGACAAAGACAGAAUUGAGAUCAGAGCCAAAGCUUCGGCUAAUAUAACAACUGAUGUCAACAACUCUGCGAAGAAGAAAGACUUUAGUUAUCAACCGAUGGCUAAAGACAUUACUGUAACAGACAGUAAUUGUAUAGUAAAUGUGGACAGAGAAGAGAUCAGAGACACUGAUAUAAGUCCUAUGAUUGACAUUAAAGUUAAGAAAUUAAUUAUUGAUAAUAAUAAUGACGAAGAAAUGAUUGAUAUUUCGGAUGAAACUUUAAGUGAUUAUAGCAGUGAUAAUGAGUCCAAUGAUAGGGCACUGAAAAACUACUUCAAUGAUAGGGAUUAUAAUAAUAAUAAUAAGACUGUUAACAAACAAGAGAAACCAAUUGAAUCUAUGGUCCAAAUCAAUGACAACACUUUAACACCAGCUAAGUAUUGUUUCCAUGUUUUCAACUACCAGUAA
Oppia nitens is the source of this 727-nucleotide messenger RNA. RefSeq lists its product as uncharacterized. The transcript has 3 exons. The record is from RefSeq and is a predicted model, not a curated record. The coding region runs from base 41 to 727 and encodes 228 amino acids. NCBI's taxonomy places the organism in Eukaryota, Metazoa, Arthropoda, Arachnida, Sarcoptiformes, Oppiidae.